AUGUCAGACCUGCUGGAAAGAUUGUUCGCCUUCGCCGAACGAAGCGAUCAAGUAUUCGCCUCUGCAGAAUCCUACCUGGGAUUCGAAGUGCCCUACUUUUCAAUAUUCGCACCGGACGGGAGAUACGAUCACACUUAUUCUCAGGCUGGCCCACCACCUGAGGAACCUUCCAACUGUGGGUUCCUGGGCUUAAACUUAAAUUACGACUACGAACCACAAAACAACUCUGGAGGCAUGACCUAUGACCAGUUCCAUGAAUGGGACAGACAAAUUCGUGAAGAUUUCGAAGAGGAGCGUCGGCGUCCGUCUUGGGACUCCCAACCUCAGCUCGACGAUGGACGUUUCGAGCGCCGCAGAGAUUUUGACGAUAGACUGGACUCUGAGACUUUCCGUGAGAUGCCUACAGAUGCUUCUAGCUUGCAAGAAAUAGAAAAAGAGGUCGAACCUAUAGUUCAAAUACCGGCAUACCAAGCUGAAAUGUCCCCUGCGUGCAUUAUAAAAGAAGAGGACGCCACAGUAGAGGUUCCAUGGCCCACAGUGGAUGUCGUUGAAAAUGUUCGCUCUCCCCCGUACACUCCGCUCCCUCUGGCAUCCGACGUCGUGGCCAAAUCGAUGAAUGAGCUGCCGUUGGCUUCCGAAGUCGGAUCCAAAAUUUUGGGCAUUAUCCAUCCCUCGAGCAAGCUGACGAAUGCCUUGAAUAUUAACAGGGCACAAUCGCAUCCUGAUGAAGGCACAGAUCCGUCAAUUGCUGAAUCCAAAGUCAGAAAGGGAGAUAUUUCUAACCCAGAGACCCCGCGGAAGAAAAGAAAAGCGACCGAUGGGGAGGACCCAACGGACCUGAACUAUGCGUCAGACUCUCCACCUUCUGCCAUACCACCAAAAAGGACGAGGAGAAAAAAAGGAGGCGAAAAAGGAGGUCCACGUCCAAUACGCUGUGGAAAUGGGCUUUGGAGAUGCCUCUUUGGGUGCACGAAGAGCAAUGGAACUAUGAAGACCUUCACGCGAGAAUUUGACGCAAAGCGACACAUGGACUGGUCUUGUAAGCGCAGGUUGGGACAGGCGGAAGCACAACCAGGCCAUGAAUGCCCCGUAUGUCAUUACAAGCUCUCUCGGUAUGAGGUUCCACAGACCCAGGAGCGUACGAUGUACUGA
This is a messenger RNA of Cyclocybe aegerita, 1152 nucleotides long. NCBI's taxonomy places the organism in Eukaryota, Fungi, Basidiomycota, Agaricomycetes, Agaricales, Hemipholiotaceae. The record is from the annotation of a GenBank genome assembly.